AUGCAAAAGACCGGCCGCUUACUCAAGCGACACUGGGUUUUCGUGGGUCCUGGUAUGAUAUCCGUUGUUGCCUACUGCGACCCAGGAAACUGGCAGUCUAACCUCUCAGCAGGCGCAUCGUCAGGCUACAAGCUGCUCUUCGCCAUCUUACUUUCCAGCAUAUUCGCUAUCAUCCUGCAGGUGCUGUGCGUCCGCCUGGGAAUCGUCACAGGCAUGGACCUCGCACAGGCGUCGAGGAAGCUCAUCCUCGGUGAGCCGUUUGGCAACAGGCAACGAGGGGAUCGCGAUGCCGACAGGUUCUCGCAAGCAGCAGUAACGGGAGCAGAGGUAGGAGCAAGUGUGGGAACUGGCACGGAUACUCAUGCCACAGCAAUUUCGAACCCAGCGGGAUGGAAUGGCCUACAGACGCGCCGACAGAAGGCCAUUUGGUGCACGCGUCGCAUAGUGCUAUGGACCCUGUAUGCGAUCAGCGAACUAGCCAUCGUCGCGACGGAACUGGCAGAACUCGUCGGCAGUGCCAUCGCACUGAAUUUGCUCUUCCCGGGCUUGCCGCUCUGGGGCGGCGUGCUCGUCACAUCCGUCGACGUAUUUCUCAUCCUCCUCAUCUACCAGCCAGAGAAGGGCACGCGUAUAUUCGAAGCUUUGAUAGCUACGCUCGUCGGCAUCGUCUUAAUCUCCUUCAUCAUCCUUGUAAUACGCGUUAAGCCCGUUUGGACCGACGUGUUCGACGGGUACGUCCCCUCCGCCACCCUUGUGCAGCCUGCCAAUUUGUAUCUCGCCGUUGCCAUCCUCGGAGCGACGGUCAUGCCGCACGCCUUGUUCCUUGGCAGCCAUUUCAGCACGCUCAACAGGAUGGCGUACUUCCAUUCCAAAGGGAGUCCUGAUCAUGCCAUGCUGCCGGAUACGAGCGCCUGGGAGCUCUGCGCCUCUUUCGUACGCCUACCAGCGCCGCCACCGAUGGCGAAAUUGAGACAGCGAAUUCCUGUUGUGCACCGUCUCUCGCUCGAUCUGAUCCGCAUCCAUCUGCCGCACGCAACGGUGGACAUCAUCCUCUCUCUGUUCUGCUUUGCGCUCGUCAUCAACAGUCUGAUCCUCAUCGUGGCCGGCGCGGCCUUCUACCACGGGCAGAGGGCCGGCUCUGGCGCAGCAGGAACCGGGGCGGACAGCGACAUUGGGGACUUGUUCGACGCAUUUAACCUGCUGCAGGCGUACGUUGGGCGCGGCUCGGCGGUGCUAUUUGCGAUUGCGCUGCUUGCCAGCGCGCAGAGCGCCAGCAUCACCGUCACGCUCAGCGGGCAGAUCAUCAGCGAGGGCUUCAUCCAGUGGCGCAUCAGCCCGUUUAUGCGUCGCCUGAUCACGCGCUUGCUCGCCAUGAUCCCCAGCUUGGCGGUCGCUUCUGCUGUUGGCAGAGGCGGGCUCGAUCAGAUGUUGGUCGCAUCGCAAGUCGCCCUUUCGAUGGCGCUGCCAUUCGUCACGCUGCCGUUGCUCGUGCUUACGGGCUUAAAGCGCGUCAUGAAGGUCAACGAGGUGGCUGCUUCCCACGUGCCGACUCCGUCUGCGUCUACCUCUGCUUUUGAGAGCCAAGGUCGAGCUGACUUUCAAUCACAGUCGCAAUCCUAUCAAAUUCCUUCGUUGUCUCUGCACAGGUACGCAGAAGAAGGCAACAAGGACACUAUACUGGACGGCGGGGCACCAUCCGCGUUCGCAUCGAACGGUGAUGAUCAGCUUAGACAGCAGCGGCAGCAGGGAUUCCAAGCUCAAGAGCUUCAGAACCAACACAAUGCACAUGGGCACGUGGAGAGAACCGGCCUGUGCACCGUCGCAUCUCCGCUGACAGCAGCAGCAGUGGGGGCCGCACCCUUAUCAUCAACGUCGGUGGCGCCAAUCUCUCCGCCCAAGCGAUACGCAUACUUUCACAAUGGCUGGGUCAUCCGAACGCUGGCAUGGGCAGUCUUUGGGGUCAUCUGCAUUGCGGACGUCUACGUCCUGUCCACCUCAUUCUGA
Molecule: messenger RNA, 2004 nt
Organism: Tilletiaria anomala UBC 951
Lineage: Eukaryota; Fungi; Basidiomycota; Exobasidiomycetes; Georgefischeriales; Tilletiariaceae
Product: natural resistance-associated macrophage protein
Exons: 7
Coding region: 1-2004 (667 amino acids)
Biological process (GO): intracellular manganese ion homeostasis; iron ion transport
Cellular component (GO): membrane
Molecular function (GO): cadmium ion transmembrane transporter activity; manganese ion transmembrane transporter activity
Source: RefSeq, a predicted model, not a curated record